CCCUAACAUUGAAAUAGCCCUUCGAGCGAUUUGGCCGAGAAAAUUUUCUCAAAUUCGCAGGCUUCUUGAUUCUUGAUUGGAAAGGAGCUCAGAUUUUAGGUUAAUAUCCAUUCGAUUUACAUAUCACGCAUACUUAAUCUGCUCAGAGGUUUCAAUAGGUGAUAUUGAGCAUGGCAACUGCAGAGCCUGCAUCGGCUUCCACUGGUCCAAGAUAUGCACCUGAUGAUCCCACACUUCCAAAACCUUGGAAGGGUUUGAUAGAUGGAAGCACAGGUAUACUUUACUACUGGAAUCCUGAAACAAAUGUAACUCAAUAUGAGAAACCUGCCAGUGCACCUCCACCACUGCCACUUGGACCACCUCCGGCAGCAGCUCCUACGCCUAAGUUGGCUCCAAUUCCAGUGGCUCAUUCAGUUUCACAGCAGAAUAAUGGCUUAGCCCAGCAUGGACAGCAAAUGAUGCAAGUUUCUCAGCAGCAGCAGCAGCAGCAAGGGAACCAACAUGGACAUUUAAUGUCACAACAGGGCCAGGCCAUUCAACAGCAUGGUCAAGUGCAACAACAUGGGCAGAUGAUGCAGCAUCCAUCUCAACAAAUGCAGCAUCAAAUGUAUCAGCAGAUUCCCCAAGCUUCAGGCCAUCAAAUGCCCCAGCCAUUGGGGCAACAAACACCACAGAGUCAAGGCUCUCAAAUGGUGGCACCACCACAAACGCAGCAAUAUACACAUCAGCCGCCACUACAGUAUAUGGCUUAUAAUCAACAAGGCAUCCCUCCUCAAGGACACCAGAGUACACAGCAGCAACAAACUCAGCAUGGCGUUCAAGUGCAACCAUUUGCAAAUCAACCAGAGUAUAAGUCAGGAUACUCAAAGAGGGAAGAAGAUGAUUUUCAAAACAGAAAUCAAAUUGGGUUUUCCCCUUCUCAGUUUCAGCAACCAAGUGGCUCAGGUGCUCAGAAUUUUCCUUCAGGAGCUAAUUCAGCUCAGAUGCUACAGAUGGGUGCUCAUUCAGGUCAAGCACAACAGUUUAGUGGCACUUUGCACAAUAUGCAACAGCCUACUGCGAUGGGUCAAUUGCAGCCAACUGUCACCGAUUCGGUUUAUAAUCCACAUGGUGGUAGGCUACAAAAUGAGAGAGACUCAUCAGCAAUGCAUGGUCAGCAUUCUAAUAUGCCCCCUGUUGGAUUAAGAAUGGGACAUGAGAACAAUAUGCAGGGUAGAGGUGGAAACGACUAUGUGUUUAGUGGUAACAAGGAGCCACCAAUUGCUGGUCCUCAGCAGCCCAAGAUUGCUUCCAUUCCUGGGCCUAGAUUUCAGCAGGACACGAGGAGCAGUGGAGUUCCAUAUCCAAAUGUUGCUCCGAAUCAGGUUCCUGCCAUUAAUAAUGGGGCAGGGCAAGCCAUGCAUAGUCAGGCAACAGGUGGUCCACCAUUGCCAAACAAUGCUACAAUGAAGCCUCCUUACUUUGGAAAUACUGAAGUUACGAAUUUCUCACCCGCAGAAAUUUAUCGUCAGCAACAUGAAGUUACUGCAUCGGGUGACAAUGUUCCUGCACCAUUUGCAACAUUUGAGGCUACUGGCUUUCCCCCAGAGAUAUUGAGAGAUAUUUAUUCUGCGGGAUUUUCGUCCCCCACCCCAAUUCAGGCACAAACAUGGCCAAUUGCUCUUCAAAGUAGGGACAUUGUGGCAAUUGCUAAAACCGGUUCUGGAAAAACGUUGGGAUAUUUAAUGCCUGCUUUUAUGCUUCUGAGACAACGUCAUAACAAUGCUCAAAAUGGCCCAACAGUGUUGGUUUUGGCUCCAACAAGGGAGCUUGCAACACAAAUACAGGAUGAGGUCAUCAAAUUUGGUCGAUCAUCAAGAGUUUCUUGCACGUGCCUAUAUGGUGGAGCUCCUAAGGGUCCUCAGCUAAAAGAACUAGAUCGUGGUGCAGAUAUAGUUGUUGCAACUCCUGGUCGUCUUAAUGACAUACUGGAAAUGAAGAAGAUCGAUUUUGGGCAGAUUUCACUGCUUGUUCUUGAUGAAGCAGAUAGAAUGCUUGACAUGGGUUUUGAACCUCAAAUUCGUAAAAUUGUAAAUGAAAUACCCCCACGCAGACAAACUCUCAUGUACACAGCAACAUGGCCUAAAGAAGUAAGAAAAAUAGCGGGUGAUCUUCUUGUCAAUCCUGUCCAAGUGAAUAUUGGACGCGUUGAUGAGCUUGCUGCAAACAAAGCUAUCACACAGUAUGUGGAAGUUGUACCACAAAUGGAGAAACAACGGCGUUUAGAGCAAAUCCUUAGAUCUCAGGAACGAGGUUCUAAGGUAAUUAUUUUCUGUUCAACAAAGAGGUUGUGUGAUCAGCUUGCUCGUACUAUUGGACGUAACUUUGGUGCUGCUGCAAUUCAUGGAGACAAAUCUCAAGGUGAGAGAGACUGGGUUUUAAGUCAAUUCAAGAGUGGAAAAUCACCAAUAUUAGUUGCCACAGAUGUUGCUGCUCGUGGGCUUGACAUCAAGGAUAUAAGGGUGGUUGUUAAUUAUGAUUUCCCAACCGGGGUUGAGGACUAUGUACACCGAAUUGGAAGAACUGGGAGAGCUGGCGCCACUGGAGUGUCUUACACUUUUUUCUCCGAGCAGGACUGGAAAUAUGCAGCAGAUUUGAUCAAAGUUCUGGAGGGAGCUAACCAACAUGUACCCCCUGAAGUGCGGGAGAUUGCCAUGCGCGGUGGGCCUGGCUUUGGCAAAGAUAGGCGUUUUGAUUCUGGUGGAGGGGGUCGUGGUGGCAUGAGAGAUGGUGGAUUUGGAGGUCGUGGAGGCAUGAGGGAUGGCAACUUUGGUAACCAUGGUGGCAUGAGGGAUGGUGGUUUUGGUGGCCGUGGUGGCCCCAGAGAUGGUGCUAUGAGCGGCUUUGGGGGGAGAGGUGAUUUCUUUGGAGGCCGUGGCAACAGGGGACGGGGAUUUGGAGGCCCAGGUGCUGGUAAUGUUGGUUUUGGUAGGAAUGAACGUGUGAACGAUAGAUACAAUAAUAUGGAUGCACGAGGACGUGGUGGCGGCCGUGGACGAGGACGGUUCGAUAAUAGAAGAGAGGUUGCUGGUAGGAGCAGCAGAGGCAGAAGUUACAGCCGUAGUCCUGAAAGGGUUAGAACAUGGGGUUAUAGCAGAAGCCCAAGCCGUAGUCGCAGCCGCAGCCGCAGUUGGAGCAGGAGUAGAAGCAGGAGUUAUAGCAGAAGCCGCAGUCGUAGCCGGAGCUGGUCUCGCGGUCGUGGUCGGAGUAAGAGCCGCAGCCCAAGACGAAGCCGAAGUCGCAGCCACAGCCGAAAUCGUGGCCAUAGCCCAAGCUAUGACAAAUACGAGAGUACUAGGGAACGGCUCUCUGAUCAAAAGGAUCCUGCACCUCCAGCGGCGGACACAAAGGCUCCUACCGAGACAAAAAUGUCUUCUAUGUCUCCAGGUACGCAAGGCAAUGCAUUUUCAGAAACUGAGGCUGAGAAGAAUACUGAGCCAGAGAAGCCAGUGGUAGGAGAGAACCCAGAACCACCAGAGGUACAAGCAUCCCCACCAGCUGAUCACUGAACUUUUAAGAACUGAUGAGAUGACACAAUAGUUUAUCCCUACUACUUGUCCUUGGCUUCAAAAAUCCUUUUGUUUGUUUUCAACCUGCAAUGAUAUGUAGCUGUCGUUGUUUAAGGCUUGGCCAUCUGGAUUGGGAUGAACCCUGUUGCUCUACUGCUGAGUGGGGGUGAUUUGGCGGCAACUGGAGUAGGUCUUCAUGUUCUUGAACCCAUGGGGAGAAAGUUCCAAGUUUUAAGUUCCAACCAUUAUUUUUUUUUCUUUUGGGUUUAGGCUUUGCAAGUUCCAAGUAGUGGGAGAUUGGUGCUUUGUUUUAGGAAUUUGGGAUUGGAAAUUGUAAAACCUCCCUAAAACCGUUUUAUGUGAUUACAUUUUGUGACAUUUUUCAUUGAUUAUCAUAUUAUUAGCUGAAACAAUGAUUAUCAUUUUAUUAACCAAAAAAGAGCAAGUAACAUUAGUACAAA
This is a messenger RNA of Humulus lupulus (European hop), 4009 nucleotides long. Its product is annotated as DEAD-box ATP-dependent RNA helicase 46-like. Gene Ontology annotation, cellular component: cytoplasm; nucleus; ribonucleoprotein complex. The record is from RefSeq and is a predicted model, not a curated record. Bases 171 to 3548 code for a protein of 1125 amino acids. NCBI's taxonomy places the organism in Eukaryota, Viridiplantae, Streptophyta, Magnoliopsida, Rosales, Cannabaceae. Gene Ontology annotation, molecular function: RNA binding; RNA helicase activity; protein binding. The transcript is spliced from 8 exons.